UUUCCAUCGGAGAAAUGGCACAAGUUUUAAAUAUCUUCUUAUUAAUGCUAAUUCAGAUUUUAAUAGUCCAAAUAAGUAAAAAAACGGCAGAGAAGACGAGUGAUGAGGAGAAUGGCACCUGUUGCGUUAGCAAGACACCACGGACCACCACUUUACUGCCAGGUGAAUAAAAACGUCCCCCUCCUGACCAUGUAUUUUGAUGGUCACUCUGACCUCCACCCUGACCUCCGCCUGAACCGAGACGCCAUCUCGGGUCUGAUUGGGCAGCUUUUGGCCACAGAUCACCAUGGCUGGGGGAAACACCUGGACACGCUGGUGUUUCUCUUCUGGCUGGCAAGCGGCACAUCAUACCGUGUUGUGGCCCGGGCCUUUGACAUGCCCAAGGCCACGGUCUGCGACGUUGUCCACAGGGUUGCGGAGACCAUACUGGCUCUGCGCAGAAGGGUCAUCAACUUUCCCUCUUUGGAUGGACUGGCAGAGUUUUCAGCUGGUUUCCAGAAGCUUGGUGGAUCUGCAGCAUUUAGGAAGGUGGUGGGAAGCAUUGAUGGCUGCCACGUCAGGAUCAAGCCCCCUGGUGAGAAUGCAGAAUGUUAUUUUAACAGGAAGCUUUUUCAUUCCAUUCAGUUCCAGGCAGUGUGCGACCAUAGAGGCAGAUUUCUGGACAUUUUUGUUGGAUAUCCAGGAUCAGUACAUGAUUCCCGUGUACUAAAAAACAGCCCCUUGUACACCCAACAUCUUUACCCACCGAACGGCUUCAUCAUCAUCGGCGAUGGUGGAUAUCCGUGCCUGUCACAGCCCAUCACCCUCCUUACUCCUGACAGGGAGCCUGUAAGGAGUCCCGUUGAAGCCGGUAUAAUCGACACCACUCCAGGGCACGAGCUGUAAUAGAGAGAGCAUUUGGUGUUUUGAAAAGCAGGUUUUUUCUUGUUUUAUUCCUUUGUCUUGUUUUGUUCUGAAGUCAAACAGCAAAUUAAAUAUGUAAAAAACAUUUCAAAAGAGACAAGUGUAAAUAGUUUCAGUAGAAUAAGUGUGUUCCUAUAAAUAUGCCUUUAAAAAUGUAACUAUAAUUGAAAUAUCCCCUGUUAUAAGUUAUGUAUAAGUUUAUUGUUUGAGUUUCUAUUUUUAUUUUAAAUAAAAAGAACUCAUCAUUAAAUG
Messenger RNA from Melanotaenia boesemani (Boeseman's rainbowfish), 1155 nucleotides. RefSeq names its product putative nuclease HARBI1. Bases 103 to 885 code for a protein of 260 amino acids. The record is from RefSeq and is a predicted model, not a curated record. The transcript has 2 exons. Lineage: Eukaryota; Metazoa; Chordata; Actinopteri; Atheriniformes; Melanotaeniidae.